AUGACCUUCACAGUCUACCUGAAGUCCUGCCUUCCCUCUCCUGUGAGGAGUUGGAUUCUACAAAAGAAACCAAAUGUCAGAAACAUGUCCAGCACUGCUGGGGGGCUCCAGCCUGCCAGCGUCGUGGUCCUGCCCAGGUUCCUUGCUCCAGCUUUUGAAAAGUUCUGCCAGGCCAACAGUGGCCCUCUGCUGCUGCUGGGCCAAAGUGAGCCAGGCAAGUGGAUGUUGCCCACCCUGGGUACUGUCCCAGGCACCAGGACGGGCUGUCCCCGGUUCCGGAAGUAUGAGCUCGGCACUUGCAUGGGCAGCCUGACCUCACUGGAGGAGACUUCGGAGCAGCUGAAGGACACGGUGACCUUCCUCCUGGGCGGCAACUUCUCCCUAGAAGGGGCCUGGGAGAAGGUGGGGCUCCCCAGAAGGGACCCAGCAGGCCAUGGCCACAUGGGUGCAAACAAGACAGCAGUGCCUUGUGCCACCAUCGCUGGCUUCUGCUGCCCUCUGGUGGUCACAAUGAGGCCUGUUCCCAAGGACAAGCUGGAAGGACUCGUGCAGGCCAGUUGCUCUAUGGGGGGUGAGCAAGGACAGCCCGUUCACAUCAGGGACCCCGAAUUGUUGGGCAUCAAAGAUCUUUCCAAACCUGACGACGGGGAGCCUGUGUUGUGGCAGCCAGGGCAAGUGCCAGUGUUCUGGCCUUCUCAGCUGACCAGUCUCUAAGCUGUCAGCCCCUGUGAGACUCCACUGGCUUUCACCAGCACACCAGGUUGCACAGUUAUGACUGACCUAAAGGUUACAGCAGCUCUGGCCAGAUGUCUCACCCCGAGGAUGCCAGAGGUCCAUCACAUUUCCCAGGAUCCUUUGCGCUAUAGCAUGACAUCAGCUUCAGCUGCUCAAAAGAUCAGACACCUGGAGACAAUAAUCGCCAUCGACCCAGGCAGCCGGGGGAUCGGACACCUGCUCUGUCCAGGUGAGCUGCUGCGGGUCUCCCUGUCGCUGUCCCACUCCUUCUCCGUGCUCCUCAUCACCGGACUCCCCACGCAUUUCAAUCACGAGCCCCCGGAAGAGACGGACGGCCCCCCGGGAGCCGUGGCCAUGGCCGCCUUCCUGCAGGUCUUGGGGAAGGGGCUCUCCAUGGUCGUCGACCAGAGAGCCUUGAGUUUGCACGAGAAGCUUGUUGACGAGGCUGUAGAGCAAGGUGUUCUGAAGACGCAGAUCCAGAUAUUAACUUACCAAGGUGGAUCGGCGGGAGCUGCUCAGGCGUUUCUAUGCAGAGAUGGGGACCCCAAGUCACCCAGGUUCGACCAUCUGGUGGCGAUCGAGCGCACGGCAAGGUCUGCCGACGAUGGCAAUUACUACAACGCGAGGAAGAGGAACAUCAAGCACUUGGUGGACCCCAUAGACCAUCUUUUCCUUGCAGCACAGAAGAUUCCUGGAAUCUCAUCAACUGGGGUCGGUGAUGGAGGCAACGAGCUCGGAAUGGGCAAAGUCAAGGAGGCCGUGAAGAGGCACAUACGGAAUGGGGACGUCAUUGCCUGUCAUGUGGAGGCUGACUUUGCAGUCAUUGCUGGCGUUUCUAACUGGGGAGGUUAUGCCUUGGCCUGUGCACUGUACAUCCUGAACUCAUGUGAGGUCCACAGCUAUUACCUGAGGAAGGCAGUUGGGCCCUUCAGAGCACCUGGGGAACAGAACUGGACUCAGGCCCUCCCAUCCAUCACUAAGGAAGAAAAAAUGUUGGGUAUCCUGGUGUGGCACGGAGUCUGCAGUGGAGUCUCGGGCACCCUGGGCAUGGAGGUGGACGGGCUGCCCUUCCACGACACUCACACCCAGAUGAUCCAGAAGCUGCUGGGCAUCACCAUGGCGCGAGGGUGA
This is a messenger RNA of Hippopotamus amphibius kiboko, 1866 nucleotides long. RefSeq names its product D-glutamate cyclase (gene DGLUCY). Gene Ontology annotation, biological process: glutamate metabolic process. Lineage: Eukaryota; Metazoa; Chordata; Mammalia; Artiodactyla; Hippopotamidae. Gene Ontology annotation, molecular function: D-glutamate cyclase activity. The record is from RefSeq and is a predicted model, not a curated record.